This is a messenger RNA of Plasmodium gallinaceum, 1935 nucleotides long. RefSeq names its product transporter, putative. The record is from RefSeq and is a predicted model, not a curated record. The transcript has a single exon. Bases 1 to 1935 code for a protein of 644 amino acids. Lineage: Eukaryota; Apicomplexa; Aconoidasida; Haemosporida; Plasmodiidae. Gene Ontology annotation, biological process: metal ion transport. Gene Ontology annotation, cellular component: membrane. Gene Ontology annotation, molecular function: manganese ion transmembrane transporter activity; cadmium ion transmembrane transporter activity.
AUGGUUUUGAAUUAUGAGAAAAAUGAAAACAAUAAUGUUGAUUUGCACAAUUGCAACACAAUGAAUAUUGAAUCUAUUAAUAAAGAAAAGGAUCAUGAAAUGAUUGAUUACAAUAACAAAAAUCCAUUCCAUAAAGAAGUAGAAAUGAUAAAUAAAACAAUUAAAUUAUCUAAUCAUGAUAAUGAAUAUGAUAAAAAAACUAUUAAGAAAGAGGUUUAUAACUUAAAUAAAUUAAAAGAAGAGAAAAAUAACAAUAAUAGCAAUUAUAAAGAAAAAGAAAUAAGUUUAGUAAAUGUCGAGAUAGAUACAAGAAAUGCUCGUCAUAUAUAUCAACAAAAAUUAAACUCAACACAAUCAACUAUGAAUAUUGAAGCAAAUCCACCAAAUGAUAAUGAUGAUGAAUUGAUUAAUAAUGUAAAUAAUCAAAUGGAAAUUUUGAAAAAAAAAAAUAAACAAGGAGUAUUAAAUGCCGAUGAAGAAGGAUUUGACAAUUCAAUUUACAUUUCAGAUAACUUAGAUGAUUUAAGUACAAGUGGAAAAAAUUACACAUUUUUUCAAAAAUUAAAAAUGUGUUUUAAUUAUUUUGGUCCAGGAUGGAUAGUAGCUAUUGCAUAUUUAGAUCCUGGAAAUUUAUGUAGUAAUUUAAAUGUUGGGUUAAUUAGAUCUUCAGAUAAAAAUUUAGAAAAAGAUUAUACAGGUUAUCAAUUAUUGUGGAUUAUGAUAUAUGGGCAUUUACUUGGAUUUUUAUUUCAAGUUUUAUCAAUGAAACUUGGUCAUGUUACUGGAUUAGAUUUAGCUUCUAUUUGUUAUAAAGAAUUUAAUAAGAAAAUUUCUUUUCUUUUAUAUAUAUUUGUUCAAAUUGCCAUUUGGGGAGCUCAUAUACAAGCGAUUGUUGGAACUGUUGUUGCUAUAAAUUUAAUAUUUGGUAUUUCCGUUAAAAUAGCAAUAUUUUAUACCAUUAUUGAAGCUUUAAUUUAUAGUAUUUUAGAAAAUAAAAGUGUGAAGUUAUUAGAAAAUGUGUUAAGUUUACUUAUUGGAUUGCUUGCAGUUUGUUUUUUUAUUAAUGUAUUUAUGACAUCAAUAAAUUUUAAAGAACUAGCAAUUAGUGUUGUGUAUCCGAGAAUACCUCAAGGAAAAGAAAUUGAUGCUUUAGCACUUUUAGGAAGUAUAAUAUCAGCUCAUAUUUUUUAUUUACAUACAAAUUUAACAGCAAAAAAAAAAGCUGUUAUAUCUACAACCAAAAAGUUAAAAAGAUACAAUAUAUUAGGUACUAUUGAAUCAGCAGGAGCUUUAUUUUUGUCAUGUUUAACUAAUUGCAUUAUUGUACUUACAUUUGCUGAGGUUAAUAUAAGAACAUCUGAUAGAAGGGAUCAAUAUAAUUUGUUUACAGCCUAUGAGGUUAUGAAAAAAUCCUUUGGAAAAGUUUCAAUGUAUAUAUGGUCAUUUGGGUUGUUAAGUAGUGGUAACAAUUCAAGUUUUAUGUGUGAAUAUGCAACAAAAUCGAUUUUUGAGGGUUUCUUAAAUAAGAAAGUUAAUACUUUUUUUAGAGUUUUAUUUUUCCGUUUUUUCUUAUUUUUUGUUGUUUACUUAUUCUUAUUAUAUGAUAAAUAUUCAAUUGAUCAAUUAACAAAUUUUAUUAAUGUUAUUCAAGUUCUUUUAUUACCACUGGCAAUUGUGCCCCUGUACCGAUUUAGUAUUCACAAAAAUGUUUUAGGAGAUUUUGCAUUAAAAAAAUGUUUCAAAUAUAUAGUUUUAGUUAUAAUUAUUGCGAUUAUAAUCUCUAAUUUAGUGCUUACAGUUCUUGAUGUCACGCAAAAGGAUACUAAUAUUUCUUCUCUCACUUUAAUAGUUGUUUUUUCUAUUAUUUAUUUUUAUUUUAUUUUAUUUUUUUUUAAUUUGCCUAUUACAAAAAUUUACUACCAAAAAAAUAAUUAA